This is a messenger RNA of Ostreobium quekettii, 1422 nucleotides long. Lineage: Eukaryota; Viridiplantae; Chlorophyta; Ulvophyceae; Bryopsidales; Ostreobiaceae. The record is from the annotation of a GenBank genome assembly.
AUGGGCAAGGAGAAGAAGAACCACAAGAAAUCGGCGUCCCGUGCGCUGGACUGGCUGCGCAGCGGCGGCCGGCCGGGCUUCGUCGCCUCUAAGCUCUUCGACGCCGAGGACAAGGACGACGAGCCCGAAGACGCGGAUGCCGCCCCCGUCCGGAAGCUGGGGACCAUGACCUGCGACCGGCCGGCCCCGCUGGAGGUCGACGACGACGAUGUGGCGACUCCCAGAUCCCUGGACGACGACCGGGUGGCCAAGGGGGGGCGGAUGGGCCGGUUGUCGACGACGCCGGAGGUGGACAGUCUCGGCGAGGAUUGCCGGAGGAGGGAGCCGUUGCGCUCCGCGCGGAAGCUGCGGGAGCGCGCCGACGAGGGGCGGGUGCGCUUCGUCGGGCUGCAGAAAUUGCACGGGGGCGGGGUGGGCGGGGAGAGGCCCCUGGGCCUGGGGGACACCGCGGAGGAGCUGCGGUCGCCUCAGACGCCCUCCUCAGAGCAGGAUGAGGAGAAGCGGCUGAAGAGCGAGGAGCACAGGCGGCGCGUGGCAGACCUCAGGAAGGUCACGGGGCGCGGGAGCAGGGCGGCCGUGAAGGCGCCCAACCGGGAUGUCGGCGCCCGCAGCGGCGAGUUGGCUUUCGCGGAGGGGCGCGAUCCGGACAGCAGGGACGCCCUGGUGUCGACGCCGUCAUCAGACGGCGGGAUGUUCGAGUACGGGGAGGAGAAGCGGCGGCACCUGGCGAGCUCGUCGUCGAUCGAGGAGGAGCGGCUGGCGCGGAAGGCGCGGGAGGAGGUGGAGGAGGAGGUGGUGCGGCGGGCGGAGGCGGAGAGCCUGAUGCCGCGCAUGGCGAAGGUGGCCACGGCGGUGGCGUGCAACCGGUUCGAGGGGCGGAUGCGCGACGCGGAGGUGGGUUGGAAGAAGCGGAUGCAGGGGAUGCAGGAGGAGAUCGAGCGGCUCAGGCGGGAGAACAGCGACCUGAGUGAGGACCUCAGGGGGGUGGCCCCGCUGCGGGAGGUCAACGAAAGGCUGGUUAAGGAGUGCAAGUACCUUCAGCGGGUCGCCAAAGAGAAGGAACAAGCUGCAGUAGAGAAAGACAAGGACCUGCGGGAUGCACAGUCGUCAUUCUCGCGCCUCAGGAGCCAGGUGAACAAGGUCAGGGACUCCUACGAGGAGCUCCAGGAGCAGCUCAGGGUGUCCAAGCGGAGUGAGAAGGAGCUGCAGGCUGUGCUGCAUGCACUGAAAAAGGACGUGACGAGGUGUGGCUGGGAGCCGGAAAAGAUGGACGCCCUGCUCAAGCAGACGACGGAAGAGUUCAAUGUGGACUACACAAAGGCAAAGAACGAGCGGCUUGAAAAGGAACGCCACCAGAUGAAGCAGGAGAUUCUCAUGCUAAAACAAGAGCUGCAAAGGACGAGGUCAACGGCCACCUGCUAG